This is a messenger RNA of Orcinus orca (killer whale), 1114 nucleotides long. RefSeq names its product ubiquitin conjugating enzyme E2 U (gene UBE2U). Bases 431 to 1114 code for a protein of 227 amino acids. The record is from RefSeq and is a predicted model, not a curated record. Lineage: Eukaryota; Metazoa; Chordata; Mammalia; Artiodactyla; Delphinidae. The transcript has 8 exons.
CGGCGGAGCCGGCACCCAGUUAGUUACACCUGUGAAGCGGAGACAACAAACGGCUACGACCGCCCUACGCUUACGCCUUUCACGCCCACUUCACGCACAAGCAGCACGGGUGGUCCCAGAAGCUCAUCCAGGUUUGCCUUCAGAUGGGCUGUGGGCUGGCCCUGCAGUGACACACCGCAGUUGAGAAAGUGCUCACGUCUUCCUUCUGAAGUCCUCCUUCGGAAGAGUCAGAGGAGAAAAAAAGUCACUGUUAUACGUCCAACUUAGAGCCACUUAUCUUGGGAGCACGCAGCGUUCUGAGGCUCGGUCGAGAAAGCGAGUAACUUAUGUCAGUUAACUAGGUGCGGGAAGGUGACCCAUAACCUCAGACACCUGCCUCAGAGCGAACCCUAGGAGUGCGGGGACAAGUGCCAGACUCUGCUGCCUUAUCAUGUACAGCAGAGCCUACAUCUUGCUGCAAAGAGAAUUCCAAGAGUUGAAGAAAAACAAUUAUGAGGGUAUUACUGGCUUUCCUGUAAGUGAAGAUAUGAUGCAAUGGGAAGCUGAUAUUGAAGGUCUACAGAAUACAGUUUGGCAUGGAUCAUUCUUCCAACUGAGAAUAAAUUUUACAUCGGAGUAUAAUUUUGUCCCUCCAGUUGUGAAAUUUAGAACAAUUCCUUUUCAUCCAAAUGUAGACCCACAUACUGGCCGUCCCUGUAUAGAUUUUUUGGACAACACUCAUAAGUGGAAUAGAAGCUAUACAUUGAGCAGCAUCUUACUUACCCUCCAGGUUAUGCUUUCUAAUCCAGUGCUAGAAAAUCCAGUGAAUUUGGAAGCAGCCCAUAUACUGAAUAAAGAUGAAACUCUGUACAGGCAAAUAAUUCGAAGACGUUUCCACCAGCCAUUACAAUCAAAAGAUGACAGUUCUGAGUCACCUAAAGAGCCAGAUAAAUUUAACAGAUCAAUUAAAUCAGUCUCAUUUUAUGAUUACUACAAGACUUGGUCUAGAAUAGCCACAUCAAAAGCCACAGAAUAUUACAGAACUCCAUUGCUUGAAGAUCCAAAUUUCAUUGGAGAGUAUUACAAAUGGAAGAAAAAUGAGCUAAGAUGCCCUAAAGAAUGGGGUUUAAAGUAA